CCUCCAACAAGAUGGCGGAGGCCAAAUAGCGAGGGGGCGGAGUGUCGCCGCCGGAAACCCGGCCGCUGCUGGUGGGGGAGCUGCGGGCCAAGGCCCGGGAGCAGCGGGCCGAGGUUGGCGCGAUGCUGUUCCCAGCAAGCGUUGUUGGGUACCGGUGAGGAAGGUGCACACGGAGUUGCCUUCCCGGGCCCCCGGUGCUCCCUAUGUACACCUCCCUGGGCUCGGGUCCGGUGGCCACUUUGCCCACUUCUGUACCACUCUCCACUCUCGGGUCCUGGAGCUGCGGCGGCGGCAAAGGCUGUGUCCCGCAGGAGAGGAAGCGCCCGGGCGUCCGUGUUUCUGGCCGCAGGGCGAGCGUCUGGCAGGAAGUACUUAAACAACUACAAGGAAGUAUUGAAGAUGAAGCUAUGACAUCUUCUGGACAGAUUGAUUUAUUAGAGCGUCUCAAAGAGCUUAACUUAGAUAGCAGUAAUUUCCCUGGAGUGAAACUACGGUCAAAAAUGUCCCUCCGUUCUUAUGGAAGCCGGGAAGGAUCUGUAUCUAGUCGUUCAGGAGAGUGCAGUCCUGUUCCUAUGGGGUCGUUUCCAAGAAGAGGGUUUGUAAAUGGAAGCAGAGAAAACACCGGUUAUUUAGAAGAACUUGAGAAAGAGAGAUCAUUACUUCUUGCUGAUCUUGACAAAGAAGAAAAGGAAAAAGACUGGUAUUAUGCUCAACUUCAGAAUCUUACUAAAAGAAUAGAUAGUCUUCCUUUAACUGAAAAUGUAAGUAACUUGCGAAGAGUAACCAGAAUUCAGCAAAUAGAGAAGGACAUACUUCGUAUACGACAGCUUUUACAGUCCCAAGCAACAGAAGCAGAGAGGUCAUCUCAGAGCAAGCAUGAAGCCGGCUCACAUGAAGCCGAGCGGCAGAAUGAAGGUCAAGGAGUGGCAGACAUCAACAUGGCAACUUCUGGUAGUAGUCAGCAGCAUCCCUGGUCUGUACUAGAUGCCCAUAGCAAUUCCUCCUGUGUCUGUGACAACCAAAAAUGUCUCCAAGAUAUUGCCAAAAUAUCCCAUUCAUCACUUCACUGGUGUUGGCUUUUAGAUAUUAAAGUCAUAAUUUUGUUUCUAAACUCAUUUGGCCCACAGGUGGAAAUGGUGUAUUCAUUGUUGUCAAUGCUUGGUACUCAUGAUAAGGAUGAUAUGUCACGAACUUUGCUAGCUAUGUCUAGCUCCCAGGACAGCUGUAUAUCCAUGCGACAGUCUGGAUGUCUUCCUCUGCUCAUCCAGCUUUUACAUGGCAAUGACAAAGACUCUGUGUUGUUGGGAAAUUCUCGGGGCAGUAAAGAGGCUCGGGCCAGGGCCAGUGCAGCACUCCACAACAUCAUUCACUCACAGCCUGAUGACAAGAGAGGCAGGCGUGAAAUCCGAGUCCUUCAUCUUUUGGAACAGAUACGAGCUUACUGUGAAACCUGUUGGGAGUGGCAGGAAGCCCACGAACAAGGCAUGGAUCAGGACAAAAAUCCAAUGCCAGCUCCUGUUGAACAUCAGAUCUGUCCUGCUGUUUGUGUUCUCAUGAAACUUUCAUUUGAUGAGGAGCAUAGACAUGCAAUGAAUGAACUUGGGGGACUACAGGCCAUUGCAGAAUUAUUGCAAGUGGACUGUGAAAUGUAUGGGCUUACUAAUGACCACUACAGUAUUACAUUAAGACGAUAUGCUGGAAUGGCUUUGACAAACUUGACUUUUGGAGAUGUUGCCAACAAGGCUACGCUAUGCUCUAUGAAAGGCUGCAUGAGAGCGCUGGUGGCCCAACUAAAAUCUGAAAGUGAAGACUUACAGCAGGUUAUUGCAAGUGUUCUAAGGAAUUUGUCUUGGCGAGCAGAUGUAAAUAGUAAAAAGACAUUGCGCGAAGUUGGAAGUGUGAAAGCAUUGAUGGAAUGUGCUUUGGAAGUUAAAAAGGAAUCAACCCUCAAAAGCGUAUUGAGUGCCUUAUGGAAUUUAUCAGCACAUUGCACUGAGAAUAAAGCUGAUAUAUGUGCGGUAGAUGGUGCACUUGCAUUUUUGGUUGGCACUCUCACUUACCGGAGCCAGACAAAUACUUUAGCCAUUAUUGAAAGUGGAGGUGGGAUAUUACGGAAUGUGUCCAGCUUGAUAGCUACAAAUGAGGACCACAGGCAAAUCUUGAGAGAGAACAACUGCUUGCAAACCUUAUUACAACACUUAAAAUCUCACAGUUUGACAAUAGUCAGUAAUGCAUGUGGAACCUUGUGGAAUCUCUCAGCAAGAAACCCGAAAGACCAGGAGGCAUUAUGGGACAUGGGGGCUGUCAGCAUGCUCAAGAACCUCAUCCAUUCAAAGCACAAAAUGAUUGCUAUGGGAAGUGCCGCUGCUUUACGGAAUCUCAUGGCAAAUAGACCUGCAAAGUAUAAGGAUGCCAAUAUUAUGUCUCCUGGUUCAAGCUUGCCAUCUCUUCAUGUCAGGAAACAGAAAGCCCUAGAAGCAGAAUUAGAUGCUCAGCAUUUAUCAGAAACUUUUGACAAUAUUGACAAUUUAAGUCCCAAGGCAUCUCAUCGUAGUAAGCAAAGACACAAGCAAAAUCUCUACGGUGACUAUGUUUUUGAUACCAAUCGACAUGAUGAUAAUAGGUCAGACAAUUUUAAUACUGGAAACAUGACUGUCCUGUCACCAUAUUUAAAUACUACAGUGUUGCCCAGCUCCUCUUCAUCAAGGGGGAGUUUAGAUAGCUCUCGUUCUGAAAAAGACAGAAGUUUAGAGAGAGAGCGAGGAAUGAGCCUAGGCAGCUACCACCCAGCAACAGAAAAUCCAGGCACGUCUUCAAAGCGAGGCCUGCAGAUAUCCACCACUGUGGCCCAGAUUGCUAAAGUCAUGGAAGAAGUGUCAGCCAUCCACACCUCCCAGGACGACAGAAGUUCUGGGUCUGCUACAGAAUUACACUGUGGGACAGACGAGAGGAACGCACUCAGAAGAAGCUCUACUGCCCACACACAUUCAAACACUUAUAACUUCACUAAGUCAGAAAAUUCAAAUAGGACAUGUCCUAUGCCUUAUGCCAAACUGGAAUAUAAGAGAUCUUCAAAUGACAGUUUAAAUAGUGUCAGUAGUAGUGAUGGUUAUGGUAAAAGAGGUCAAAUGAAACCUUCAAUUGAAUCCUAUUCUGAAGAUGAUGAAAGUAAAUUUUGCAGCUAUGGUCAAUAUCCAGCUGACCUAGCCCAUAAAAUACACAGUGCAAAUCAUAUGGAUGAUAAUGAUGGAGAACUAGACACACCAAUAAAUUAUAGUCUUAAAUAUUCAGAUGAGCAGUUGAACUCCGGAAGGCAAAGUCCUUCACAAAAUGAAAGAUGGGCAAGACCCAAACAUAUAAUAGAAGAUGAAAUGAAACAGAGUGAGCAAAGACAAUCCAGGAGUCAAAGCACAACCUACCCCGGGUACACUGAGAGCACUGACGAUAAACACCUCAAGUUCCAGCCACAUUUUGGACAGCAAGAAUGCGUUUCCCCAUAUAGGUCGAGAGGAGCCAGUGGUUCCGAAACAAAUCGAGUAAGUUCUAAUCAUGGAAUUAAUCAAAAUGUCAACCAGUCCUUGUGUCAGGAAGAUGACUACGAAGAUGAUAAGCCAACCAACUAUAGCGAGCGUUACUCUGAGGAAGAGCAGCAGGAGGAAGAGAGGCCGACAAACUACAGCAUAAAGUACAAUGAGGAAAAACAUCAUGUGGAUCAGCCCAUUGAUUACAGUUUAAAAUAUGCCACAGACAUUCCUUCCUCACAGAAACCAUCCUUUUCAUUUUCGAAGAGCUCAUCUGGACAAAGCACUAAAACUGAACACCUCUCUUCAAGCAGUGAGAAUACAUCCACACCUUCGUCUAAUGCCAAGAGGCAGAAUCAGCUCCACCCGAGUUCUGCCCAAAGCAGAAGUGGUCAGACUCCAAAGGCCAGCUCCUGCAAAGUUCCGUCUAUCAACCAGGAAACAAUACAGACUUACUGUGUGGAAGACACCCCAAUAUGUUUUUCAAGGUGUAGUUCAUUAUCAUCUUUGUCAUCAGCUGAAGACGAAAUAGGAUGUGAUCAAACAACACAGGAAGCAGAUUCUGUUAAUACACUACAAAUAGCAGAAAUCAAAGAAAACAGUGGAACUAGAUCAACUGAAGAUUCUGUGAGUGAAGUCCCAACCACAGCACAGCACAGCAGAACCAAACCCAGCAGACUCCAGGCUUCCAGUUUGGCUUCAGAACCGCCCCGGCACAAAGCUGCUGAACUUUGUUCAGGGGCCAAAUCUCCAUCAAAAAGUGGUGCCCAGACUCCUAAAAGUCCACCCGAGCACUAUGUUCAGGAGACCCCACUCAUGUUUAGCAGAUGUACGUCUGUCAGUUCACUUGAUAGCUUUGAGAGUCGUUCCAUUGCCAGCUCCGUUCAGAGUGAACCCUGCAGUGGAAUGGUAAGUGGCAUUAUAAGCCCCAGUGACCUCCCAGAUAGCCCCGGACAAACCAUGCCACCAAGCAGAAGUAAAACCCCUCCUCCUCCGCCGCCGCCUCAAACAGCUCAAGCUAAACGAGAGGUGCCUAAGAAUAAAGCUCCAAAUGCUGAAAAAAGAGAAAGUGGACCUAAGCAAGCUGCUGUGAACGCUGCAGUUCAGAGGGUCCAGGUUCUUCCAGAUGCUGACACUUUAUUGCAUUUUGCCACAGAAAGCACUCCAGAUGGAUUUUCUUGUUCCUCGAGCCUGAGUGCUCUGAGCCUCGAUGAGCCAUUUAUACAAAAGGAUGUGGAAUUACGAAUAAUGCCUCCAGUCCAGGAAAAUGACAAUGGGAAUGAAACAGAAUCUGAGCAGCCCGAAGAAUCAAAUGAAAACCAGGCAAAGGAGGCAGAAAAGCCUACUGAUUCUGAAAAAGACCUAUUAGAUGAUUCAGAUGAUGACGAUAUUGAAAUACUAGAAGAAUGUAUUAUUUCUGCCAUGCCAACAAAAUCUUCACGCAAAGUCAAAAAGCCAGCCCAGAGCGCUACAAAAUUACCUCCACCUGUAGCAAGGAAACCAAGUCAGCUGCCCGUGUACAAACUCCUGCCAUCACAAAACAGGAUACAAGCACAAAAGCAUGUUAGCUUUACACCAGGAGAUGAUAUGCCACGAGUGUACUGUGUAGAAGGGACACCUAUAAACUUUUCCACAGCGACAUCUCUAAGUGACCUAACAAUAGAGUCCCCUCCUAAUGAGUUAGCUGCUGGUGACGGGGUUAGAGCAGGGGCACAGUCGGGUGAAUUUGAAAAACGAGAUACCAUUCCUACAGAAGGCAGGAGUACAGACGAGGCUCAAAGAGGAAAAACCUCAUCUAUAACUAUACCUGAACUGGAUGACAGCAAGACAGAAGAAGGUGAUAUUCUUGCAGAAUGCAUUAAUUCUGCCAUGCCCAAAGGGAAAAGUCACAAGCCUUUCCGUGUGAAGAAGAUAAUGGACCAGGUCCAACAAGCGUCUAUGUCCUCAUCUGGAACUAACAAGAACCAAUUAGAUGGUAAGAAAAAGAAACCUACUUCGCCAGUAAAACCUAUGCCACAAAAUCCUGACUAUAGGACGCGUGUAAAAAAAAAUACAGAUUCAAAAAACAAUUUAAAUGCUGAGAGAACUUUUUCAGACAACAAAGAUUCAAAGAAACAGAACUUGAAAAAUAAUUCCAAGGACUUCAAUGAUAAGCUACCAAAUAAUGAAGAUCGAGUCAGAGGAAGUUUUACUUUUGAUUCACCUCAUCAUUACACGCCUAUUGAGGGAACUCCAUACUGUUUCUCACGAAAUGACUCUCUGAGUUCUCUAGAUUUUGAUGAUGAUGAUGUCGACCUUUCCAGGGAAAAGGCUGAAUUAAGAAAGGGGAAAGAAAAUAAGGAAUCAGAAGCUAAAGUCACCAGCCACAUAGAACUAACCUCAAGCCAACAAUCAGCUAAUAAGACACAAGCUGUGACAAAACAUCCAAUAAGUCGAGGACAGCCUAAACCCAUAUUGCAGAAGCAGUCUGCUUUUCCCCAGGCAUCCAAAGACAUACCAGACAGGGGGGCAGCCACCGAUGAAAAAUUACAGAAUUUUGCUAUUGAAAAUACUCCAGUUUGCUUUUCUCGAAAUUCCUCUCUAAGUUCCCUGAGUGACAUUGAUCAAGAAAACAACAACAACAAGGAAAAUGAACCUAUCAAAGAGGCAGAGCCCCCUGACUCACGGGCAGAGCCAAAACCUCAGGCAUCCGGCUAUGCUCCUAAAUCAUUCCACGUUGAAGACACACCUGUCUGUUUCUCAAGAAACAGUUCUCUCAGUUCUCUCAGUAUUGAUUCUGAAGAUGACCUGUUGCAGGAAUGCAUAAGCUCUGCAAUGCCAAAAAAGAAAAAGCCUUCAAGACUCAAGGGUGAUAAUGAAAAGCAUAGUCCCAGAAACAUGGACGGGAUAUUAGCAGAAGAUUUGACACUUGAUUUGAAAGAUAUACAGAGACCAGAUUCAGAACACGGUUUAUCCCCUGAUUCAGAAAAUUUUGAUUGGAAAGCCAUUCAGGAAGGUGCAAAUUCCAUAGUGAGUAGUUUACAUCAAGCUGCUGCUGCUGCCUGUUUAUCUAGACAAGCUUCAUCUGAUUCGGAUUCCAUCCUUUCACUGAAAUCAGGCAUCUCGCUGGGAUCACCAUUUCAUCUCACACCUGAUCAAGAGGAAAAACCCUUUACAAGUAAUAAAGGCCCACGAAUUCUGAAACCUGGGGAGAAAAGUACAUUGGAAGCUAAAAAGGUAGAAUCUGAAAAUAAAGGAAUCAAAGGAGGGAAAAAAGUUUAUAAGAGUUUGAUUACUGGAAAAGUUCGAUCUAAUUCGGAAAUUUCAAGCCAAAUGAAACAGCCCCUUCAAGCAAACAUGCCUUCAAUCUCCCGAGGGAGGACAAUGAUUCACAUUCCAGGAGUUCGAAAUAGCUCUUCUAGUACAAGUCCAGUUUCUAAAAAAGGCCCACCCCUGAAGACUCCAGCCUCUAAAAGCCCUAGUGAGGGUCAGACAGCCACCACUUCUCCUAGAGGAGCCAAGCCAUCAGUGAAGUCAGAAUUAAGCCCUGUUACCAGGCAGACAUCCCAACAGGCUGGGUCAAAUAAAGGGCCUUCCAGAUCAGGAUCUAGAGACUCCACUCCUUCAAGACCGGCCCAGCAGCCAUUAAGUAGACCUAUGCAAUCUCCAGGGCGAAACUCAAUUUCUCCUGGCAGAAAUGGAAUAAGCCCUCCUAACAAAUUAUCUCAACUGCCAAGGACAUCAUCCCCUAGUACUGCUUCAACUAAGUCCUCGGGUUCUGGGAAAAUGUCAUACACGUCUCCAGGCAGACAGAUGAGCCAGCAGAACCUAACCAAACAAACGGGUUUAUCCAAAAAUGGCAGUAGUAUCCCAAGAAGUGAGUCUGCCUCCAAAGGACUAAAUCAGAUGACUAAUAGCAAUGGAUCCAAUAAAAAGGUAGAACUUUCUAGAAUGCCUUCAACCAAAUCAAGUGGAAGUGAAUCUGAUAGGUCAGAGAGACCUGUAUUAGUACGCCAGUCAACUUUCAUCAAAGAAGCUCCAAGCCCAACCCUGAGGAGAAAAUUGGAGGAAUCUGCUUCAUUCGAAUCCCUUUCUCCAUCUUCUAGACCAGAUUCUCCCACUAGAUCCCAGGCACAGACUCCAGUUUUAAGUCCCUCCCUUCCUGAUAUGUCUCUGUCAACACCUCCAUCUGUUCUGGCUGGUGGAUGGCGAAAACUCCCACCUAAUCUCAGUCCCACCAUAGAGUAUAACGAUGGAAGACCAGCAAAGCGCCAUGAUAUAGCACGCUCCCAUUCUGAAAGCCCUUCCAGACUCCCCAUCAAUAGAUCAGGAACCUGGAAACGUGAGCACAGCAAACAUUCAUCCUCUCUUCCUCGAGUGAGCACUUGGAGAAGAACUGGAAGUUCAUCCUCAAUUCUUUCUGCUUCUUCGGAAUCCAGUGAAAAAGCAAAAAGUGAGGAUGAAAAACAUGUGAACUGUAUUUCAGGAACCAAACAAACUAAAGAAAACCAAGUAUCCACAAAGGGAACAUGGAGAAAAAUAAAAGAAAAUGAAAUUUCUCCCACAAGUAGUACUUCUCAGACGUCUUCCUCAGGUGCUGCCAAUGGUGCUGAAUCAAAGACUCUAAUUUAUCAAAUGGCACCUGCUGUUUCUAAAACAGAGGACGUUUGGGUCAGAAUUGAGGACUGCCCCAUUAACAACCCGAGGUCCGGAAGGUCUCCCACAGGAAAUACUCCCCCAGUGAUUGAUAGUGUUUCAGAAAAGGGAACGCCAAACGCUAAAGAUUCAAAAGAUAAUCAGGGAAAACAAAAUGUGGGUAAUGGCAGUGGUCCUGUGCGCACCAUGGGUUUGGAAAACCGCCUGAACUCCUUUAUUCAGGUAGACGCCCCAGAUCAAAAAGGAACUGAAGCAAAACCAGCACCAAGUAAUCCUGCCCCCGUGCCAGAGACUAAUGAAAGCUCCAUAACUGAGCGUACCCCAUUCGGUUCUAGCAGCUCGAGCAAACACAGCUCACCUAGUGGGACUGUUGCUGCCAGAGUGACUCCUUUCAAUUACAACCCAAGCCCUAGGAAAAGCAGCGCAGACAGCACUUCAGCUCGGCCAUCUCAGAUCCCUACGCCAGUGAAUAACAACACAAAGAAACGAGAUUCCAAAACUGACAGCACAGAAUCCAGUGGAACUCAAAGCCCUAAGCGCCAUUCUGGGUCUUACCUUGUGACGUCUGUUUAAAAGAGCUGGAAUAAUGAAACUAAGAAAAGUAUGUGUUAAUUACAACUGCUAUGUAGAAAUUUUGUUUCAAAUGAAACUUUAAAAGACUGAAAGUUUUGUAAAUAGGUUUGAUUCUUGUUAGAGGGUUUUUUGUUCUGGAAGCCAUAUUUGAAUAGUAUACUUUGUCUUCACUGGUCAUAUUUUGGGAGGCACUCUUAUAGUUAGAAAGAAAAUAGUAAAGCCAAGUAUAUUUGUACAGUAUGUUUUACACGUAUUUAAGUAGCAUCCCAUCCCAUUAUCCUUUAAUUAUUGCUUGUCUUAAAAUAAUGAACACUACAGAUAGAAGAUAUGAUAUAUUGUAUGAUUUAUUGCUGUUAUCAAUCAAUUCUAGGUUAUAAACUGACUAAACUUACAUCAGGGAGAAAUUGGUAUUUAUGCAAAAAACCAUUCUGUUUUAGUCCUUGUGAAUCCAUCUAACAUCAUAAUUAAUCAUGUGGCUGUGAAAUUCACAGUAAUAUGGUUCCCGAUGAACAAGUUUACCCAGCCUGCUUUGCUUUACUGCAUGAAUGAAACUGAUGGUUCAAUAAACAGUUCUGUGGUCACAUGGUGUGCAUAUAGAUAGCUACAGUGUAACAAUUUACACUCUUUUGUGCUCAAUACAAAAAAAAAUCUGUGUUAACUGUAAAACAUUGAAUGAAACUAUUUUACCUGAACUAGAUUUUAUCUGAAAGUAGGUAGAAUUUUUGCUAUGCUGUAACUUGUAUAUUCUGGUAUUUGAGGUGAGAUGGCUGCUCUUUUAUUAAUGAGACCUGAAUUGUGUCUCAACAGAAACUAAAUGAACAUUUCAGAAUAAAUUAUUGCUGUAUGUAAACUGUUACUGAAAUUGGUAUUUGUUUGAAGGGUCUUAUUUCACAUUUGUAUUAAUAAUUGUCAAAAGAGCCUCUUAAAAGCUUAUGUAAUUUUUUUUUCAAUUUCUAUGCAUUAAGAGUAAAAUUCCUCCUACUGUAAUAAAAACAAUUGAAGCUGACUGUUGGCAUUUAACCAUUCCAUGCAUUGGCACUGAAUCAUUCCUGAAAUUUAUUUUUCUUAUAUGUGAUUAGCACUUCCUAAUAUUUAAUAUUUUUCCACUUGUACUUUUUUUUCUUUACUCUAUUGGAGCUGGUUUAAAACAUAUUCAUUUAACAGCAAUGUCAACUGCCUCGCACAAACUAGGCAUUGAACAUAAAAGGCCCACAUAAAACAUUUCUCUUAAUAGAAUUCUGUACUUGAAAAAUUAAUGAGUUAUUCUUGAGUAUAAGUAGUCUCUUCCAAUGGGAGAAUGUAACUGUUGUCCCUUCAUCUUUCGCUGUGGCUACCUAGCCUGAAAUGAACAGCUUUUAUCACUGUUACAGCAAAUUUCCAGCAAGCAAGUAUAAUCAGCACUUUGCCACACUCAGCAAGAACAGAUCACAUGGAGUAUCAAAGGUAGACGUAAUACCAUGAGGAUAGCCAAACGACUAAACCCCCUGCCUGUUAAGGAAAACUGUUUUUGAUGGGUAGAAUUGUGGGGUGCAUUCAAGUGCCCUCUUCCUCACAUGUCAGGGAAAAUCCUCCUUUAUGAAGGAAGAUAAACUGAUACACUUAUUAACAAAUGGAAUUUAAUCUCUUCUCACAGUUUGUUCUAAAAGAUCAGAGGGUGAGGAUGAUGAUAAAUACGUUUGUUGAAUAAAUGAAAAUUUAUUUUUAAUCAUGCAUUCUGCAUUUGUAGAAGGAAAAAGAUACUUAGGUAUGGUGGGCACUGAGAAAAGGGUGAGAGGAGUAAGCACAUGUAUCUUGUGCCCUUGAAAUCACAUCAUGUAGUUAAUUACCUCUUACCCAUGAUGAUCACAGGAAAUGAGGCUGAUUUUUUUUUUUAACUAAAAUGCCAGUAAAGUGCUAUGAUUUGAAGUAAGGCAUUUCACUCCAUAGCCCAUACUCUUUCCACUGCACUACUUUGCAAACACCUCAAUUUACUGAUCUUUGGAAUACAUUGACAUUUAAAUUUUUGUCAAAUUUUAUCUGAAUGAAAUAGUUUGUGAAUAAUAAUACUAAUUUAUUCUGUUUAUAUUUUUCUUGAUCUGCUUUAUACAACAGGGUUACUUGCAUAUAGGUCAUAUUUCUUUCCUCUUGGUCAUGAUUUUCUAUUUUUUCUGAAUUGCAUUUCAGUUUUUAUAAAUCACUUCAAAUAUUUUUAUGGAAAGAGAUGGGGUGUAGCCAAUUAGGAUAAAAUUGCCCUUUUCAAGUAAGGAAAAAAAGGCCUUUUUUAAGUAAGGAAAAAUAUUAGCAGUGCUGGAAAUGAAAACAAAAGGUGCCUUCCACAUGCCAAAAAACUCAGAAAUUUUUGUAGGCAGCACCCACUGGGAGAGGCGCCAGUCUACAUUGCCCACUGAAGGAAAAGUUGCUCUAUAAGCCCCUCUCAUUAGAGAAUUAGUGAAGGGGCAAAUCUCAGUUCUACUUCUAGAAGUUCACAGGGUGCUGCCAUAACAUAGCAGGCCAGACAGUCCCAGUUUUUACUUCUUAUUUCCAAAAGGCAUACUGAGCUCAGUGUUGGGGAUUAGUUGUGAUGCCUGUUAAGUAGGAGGCAGUGCUCUAUCCAGCUGUGGACUGCAGCAAAUAAAUCUUAAGGCAACAGUUUUCAAACGAGUGCAUUUGAAUCACCAGGAGUGCUUGUAAGGACAUAGCUGGGCCACACCCCGCUAGUCUCUCAUUCUGAGUAGGGCCCAAGAAGUUGCAGUUCUAACAGUUUCGCAGGUAAUGCUGCUGCCCUGGAACCACACUUUGAGAACUACUGCCCUAAGUUAUAACAAGGAAGCUCCUUGAGUGAUUGCCUUCAGUUCUAGCAGUUCGUCCUCUGAACAACUGAACCUUUAACCUGACAAUGUAUACCAACAAAUAAACUUCUCUCUCCUUUAGGCAUAAAAGAUUUGAAUUCAGCUAUACAACCUGAUAUAGCUCAUCUCAACUCCCAGUAGUGGACAGAUUUACCAGACCUGCCUCAACAGGUAAUUCUAAACAUAAUGACUAUUUGAGGGAUCAGCUAACAUUCCCUUAAAACAGUUAUUGUAAAGGCAAUAAUUUCAGCAAAUGUCUAAUGCGCAUUUGCAAUAAGAAGAGACUAUGAAAAGGAACUUUCAAAUGAGGGAAGAUUGAUUUCGCGUGAAAGGAAAAUGUGCCCAAUGUGUUAAUAAACAGUAGGAGUGAUUGACAACCAAUUAACUAUGGCAAAUCAGAUUGGUAUUUAAGAAUAAACUUUACAAGUUACCUGGGCAGUAAAAGGAAUGUUAAUGAGAAGGAAAUAAAAGAUGAACAUUCAUAAGGAUCAAAUAGGACCAUAAGUAAAGUCCAAAAAAAACAUUGACUGUAAAAUACAAUUCAUGUUACCACAAGGUUAGGUGAAGGGAUGAAUCUGUUACUGAGAAUGGGAGCCAGUUGCACUAUAUCUGAAUUUAUGUUAUCACUAGGUUUCUCUGUAUCUAUGAUAGGAAAAGAACAGAGUGCCAGAAAUGUAAAAUAAAUUGCCAAGAGAUGAAAGAUUUGAGUAAAAUCAUUAAAAUUUACCAAACAAAAAAUUUUUCAAAAGUUAUGGGGCUGAAAUAGAGUAUACAAAUUAGUUUUUAAUUUCUAAUAAGCAUAUAUCCCUCAUAUUAUGCCUACUGUAAAAUACUGCUUUGUAGUGUUGAAACCUAUGGACUUUGACUUCUGUGAACACCAGGUCAUUUUCUUGCCAUUACCCUCACUCUGUUACAUGGUCUAUAAAACUAUAUUCUGUUUUUUUGUUAGGCCAUUGAUACUUCCUUCAACCUGUAUGUUCUAUGUGUAUAAUAUUGUUCUUGGUGCUAAAUACACUUUCUUUCCUCUGA
This is a messenger RNA of Hipposideros armiger (great roundleaf bat), 12586 nucleotides long. RefSeq names its product APC regulator of Wnt signaling pathway (gene APC). Gene Ontology annotation, biological process: Wnt signaling pathway; pattern specification process; nervous system development. The record is from RefSeq and is a predicted model, not a curated record. Gene Ontology annotation, cellular component: beta-catenin destruction complex; catenin complex; cytoplasmic microtubule. NCBI's taxonomy places the organism in Eukaryota, Metazoa, Chordata, Mammalia, Chiroptera, Hipposideridae. The transcript has 14 exons. Gene Ontology annotation, molecular function: microtubule binding; beta-catenin binding; gamma-catenin binding. Bases 204 to 8729 code for a protein of 2841 amino acids.